Messenger RNA from Penicillium lagena, 990 nucleotides. RefSeq names its product intradiol ring-cleavage dioxygenase. Lineage: Eukaryota; Fungi; Ascomycota; Eurotiomycetes; Eurotiales; Aspergillaceae. The record is from RefSeq and is a predicted model, not a curated record. Gene Ontology annotation, biological process: catechol-containing compound metabolic process. Gene Ontology annotation, molecular function: ferric iron binding; catechol 1,2-dioxygenase activity. The coding region runs from base 1 to 990 and encodes 329 amino acids. The transcript is spliced from 3 exons.
AUGGAUCCCUCGCAGGUCAAGAUCCCGCCGAUGAAAGAUCUCACGGCAGAGAACAUCACCGAGAAUGUCAUCACCAUCAACUCGCUCUGCGAGGACGAGCGCAUGAAAUACGUCCUCGAGCGCCUAGUCACGCACUUGCACGACUUUGCGCGCGAGACCCGCCUCAGUAGCGACGAGUGGAUGACGGGUCUGCGGUUUUUGACGGAGGUGGGACAGAUUUGUACGGAUGUGCGGCAGGAAUUCAUUCUCCUCUCCGACAUCCUCGGCCUCUCCAUCCUAGUCGACUCAAUCGACCACCCCAAACCACCGGGCUCAACAGAAGGCACAGUCCUAGGCCCAUUCCACACACACGAUGCCGAAGAAAUGCCCGCCGGCGAGUCGAUCUCGCAUGAUCCCUCCGGCAAACCACUGCUGGUCGUGUGCACCUUGCGCGAUACAAAUGGGCGUCCCAUCGAGGGCGUCAAGAUCGAUAUCUGGGAGACGGAUUCCUCGGGUCAUUAUGAUGUGCAGUAUGCUGGGCGCGAGGAGCCGGAUGGGCGUUGUGUCAUGCGCUCGGAUAAAGAGGGUAUUUUCUGGUUCAGGGCUAUUACCCCCGUGCCCUAUCCUAUCCCCCACGAUGGGCCUGUUGGACGGUUGUUGAAGAAGUUGCACCGUCAUCCGUAUAGGCCGAGCCAUAUGCAUUUUAUGUUUGAGAAGGAGGGGUAUGAUCAUUUGAUUACCGCACUCUACCUCCGUAACGACCCCUACGAAACCUCCGACGCCGUCUUCGGAGUCAAGGACUCCCUCACCGUUGACAUCGGCAAGGCGGGCCCGGAGAUCGCGAGCAAGUACGGCGUGCCGGAGGGCCAUGCCUUGCUCACGUAUGACUUUGUGCUUGUUUCUGAUGCGGAGACGUCUGAGUUGCGCGCGAAGAACUCGAUGAUUGCGCUGGAUAAGUUGGGACGGAAGGUGAAGAUUGUUAAUGGGCUGCCUGUGCCGGAUUUGGAUUGA